Messenger RNA from Neoarius graeffei (lesser salmon catfish), 3968 nucleotides. RefSeq names its product stereocilin 1 (gene strc1). NCBI's taxonomy places the organism in Eukaryota, Metazoa, Chordata, Actinopteri, Siluriformes, Ariidae. Gene Ontology annotation, cellular component: stereocilium tip; cell surface; kinocilium. The transcript is spliced from 25 exons. Gene Ontology annotation, biological process: cell-matrix adhesion. The record is from RefSeq and is a predicted model, not a curated record. The coding region runs from base 1 to 3945 and encodes 1314 amino acids.
AUGACCGACCUUGCUCUUUGCGCUGAUCUUGACACUGCAGACUUUGUCAACAAAGUAUGCGCCAACAGCACUGUUCUGCGGAACCUCCUAGCCAAUUUGGACAAUACCUGGUUGCUGGAGCAGUGCUCCAACCUCACCGGGUCUGGCAGAGAGAAUCUGAUGGGCUUCAAACCCUCUGAGCAAUGUCUGUACGCAAACUGGACAGUGACUCUUCCUGAUACAGCUCUUCUUGCACUCUGCUGGGAUUAUGACCAAGCGAACUUCAUCUCGUCAAUCUGUGUCAAACCUGCUGUGCUGUCUCCUAUCAUUCAAGAUCCUUCCAAUCUCUGGGUGAGCGCUUUGUGUGCCACCUGCUCAAACUACACCAAGGUCUCCCAGUCCAACAACACCAACAGCAGUAGCAGCUCAAAUAAUAUGAAUACCACGGAGCUCUACCCUUGUCUGGUGAAAGAAAUGAUAGUCAGACUAAACUGGUCAUGCAGUAUAGACUUGAACACCAUUUGCCAGCCAGAUAUCCCUCAGCUUCAGGUGUUCCAGGCGUUCCUGCUCUGCGGCAUGGAGGUUCUCCUGCUGCAUAUGGAGAAGACGAUGACCACAGAGGUGGCUUCAGUGGUCAGACAGGCUACAAGUUUGUGGACAAUUCUGCUGCUUGUUCUGGAAGAAAAUGGGAUGACGACAUUGAGGGUGACUGAUCACAUCGGACAGAGUGUCCUGGACUCUGUGUCUGGGUUCCUGGAGAAGGAAACGAGCUUCAGCAAGAAGCAAGUGCUCCUGCAGUGCUUUGCGAAAAUCCUCACCAGCCUGAUGCAAACAGGAAGAGAUGUCACCAGCGACGUCUCAUUUUUCAUUGAGCAAUACUUCCAGAUCCCUCUGGCACGUCUGAGAGCAGUGCUGAGUUCAGUGGAUAUGAACACCAUGAGACUGAUUGUGAGGUACUAUAACCAGAACCAGGAGAACCUGCAGCUGUCCGAGGACUAUUUGCGCACCAUGGUGUCCGUGCUGAUCCAAAUCCACCUGAGACAAGACAAGACCCUGUUUUUUAACCUUGGCCCUCUCCUGAGACUCGCAAAACCUGAGGACAUCAGCUCUCUCCCUCCACUACAAACCAAUAUCAUUGUGUUAAAGCUGAUUAACAGCACCAUCGGCAGCCUGUCACCAGAACAGUGUCAGGCUUUCGGCUCGUGGUUCAGUCAGUCUCUCAGCUCGGCGAACGUCAUGGCAGGCGGCCCAUCCUUCAUCCAAGACUCCGGGAACCUGAUCGCGUACCUGCCGUUCCGCAGCUUCCAGCACCUCUCACCUCCUCAGGUCUUGAAUGGUCUGGAUGUUCUUCUGAGGAACGAUUUGGGAGCUGUGAAGCAGCAGUUUGUAGCUCAGAGUGUCAUUGGGGUGUACAAGAACCUCACGGAAGAACAGUUCAGAAGGUUAGCCAAACUGACAUGCCAAGCUAAUGUGAGUGACCUGCUCGCGUAUGUGGACACCAGCAUGUUCCCUGUGAUCCAGGAGAACAUCAGGACCUGUAUAACACAAGGCAUGAGUGUUCCUAGCACCUUGAUUUCCAGUGUGCUGUUUCUGAACGGGUCCGAGCUCCAAUCUCCUGCCGCUCUCAGUCCUCAGAAGGUCUGUCAGCUCGCACCGCUCCUGCCUCUGCUGGGGUCAGGGUUUCUGCAGCAGCUCAGCCAAUCGCAGCUCGUUCCUGCCUUCACUGCCCUCACAUCAGUUCCCUUUACGCCUACACAGGCGGCUGUGAUCAUCGAUAAGAUCUCAUCCAGCUUGAAUUUGUUUGAUGCAGGGACCUUGGCUAAGUUUGGUUCCCUCCUGAGUGGACUGAGGGCGGAGACACUCUCAGCAAUGUCCUCAAGUGUCCUGCUGUCCGCCGUGUCCAACUUCAGCCAGUAUACACCUGAACUGACUCCUCCACAGGUCAAUGCCAUUACCACACAACUCUGGGCUGCUUCCAAACCGGUCACAUGGUUAGAUGAGGCGGAGCCUCUGCUCUCCGACACACCCCUCAUGUCUGUGAUUCCUCAAACUCGCCACCUUCUGACCAGCAACACUCCUUACACACACACCUGGAACACACAACAGGCUAAAACUCUGUUUAAUGAGGUCAUGAGCAGCUCCUCGAGUCUCACAGUGCAGCGCUUCAUGUCUUUGGGAACAAUCGCUCAGGGCGUGAGCUGUAAUGUUUUGACGACGCUUUUCCAGAACUCUACAUCCGUGUCCUCCAAGCAUGACCUUCUGCAGGUUCUCAAAGAGCAGCCGGUGCCUCUUCACCCAUCACUGAAAAGGUGUUUGAUUGAAGAAGUGUACAAGUCCAACUUGUUCUCGGAGCUGCUCGGUGAGAUGGGAGCUCAGAUCGCGCUGUCUAUCCCGAUGAGUACCAUUAAGAGGUUCUCCACAGAGAUGAUGGACUCCCUCAGGAGAAUGAUCAUUCUGGAUCCUCAGUACUUCCUGCUCAUGCCCAGGAUCAAACUGACCAUGCUGGUGGACAGGAUGGUGCAGAACCUGGGCCUGAACACAGGGACGUACACUGAGGUGGAGUUCCGUUCUUUGGGAAUUAUGGCGACGUUUGUCGUGGACGCAGUCUUCAUGCAGCUGGACAGAAGGUUCUUCGUGGACAGCAUUGAGUUUCUCCGAGGUUUCUGUUAUGAUGCUAGUAAAAGAGACGCAAUGGCGUCGAUGCUGCAGGAAGCCGGGACGUUCGGCCCAGUCCAAACGUGGAACACAACAACCCUGAUUCAAGUGGACCGCUUCCUGUUCUUCCUACCACAAGAGAUCAUCCAGCUGAUUCCUCCGGCUCUGAUGAGUCUGGAGCGGGUUGAGAGGCUGUUGAGCAGUCAGAAGCAGUGGGAGAGCGGAGACGUCGGCUCGCUGUGUGAACGCGGCGAUGAUGACGACGCACUCUUAUUUAAAAAGCAGUUUGUGCUUCAGUACUUUUUAGCGUCCCAGCUUCAGCAAGCCUUGUCUCGCUCAGCCUCCAGCACGCUUCCAUCCUGUGAGAGCGUACAGGUGACCGGGCCGCCUGUCUGGCCCGUGAGCAGCCUCGCAAACAUGUCCUCGUCAGCUUUCCGCCAGUGUCUGGAGCUCCUCGGCCAGGAUCCGUCCUUCACCUCCGACCAGCUCUCACUGCUGCUCCACAAAACCAAAGAGGUGUACGGAGCCGUUUCCUCGUUCACGCCGUCCGUUAUCGCUCAGCUGGGCCACAUCGCCACGCAGCUUUCACUGGACGAAUUGGCGUUGCUCAGACUGUCCGAAAUUCUCGCCAUUGCACCUUUAGGAGCUGUUAGCACCUGGACCAGAAAGCAGUUAGGAGUUUUGUUCUCCACCGUGCUGAAGGUCACCAAACAAACCCCGAACCAGCUGAAUUCCACCUCUUUAGUGGCUCUGGGACACAUCGUUUGUGGGAUCGAAGCUCCUGUCAUGAACACACUCAAUCCUGUAGAGUUCAGUAAGGCCGUGCUGUGGCUGGGGCGUCUCAAUCUGUCGUGUUCUGAGGAUCAGCUUCAGGCCGUCGUUUCUCUGCUCAGCCACAGGCUGGUGUUUGGCUCCAUCAGCUCCUGGGGUCCAGAGGUGUUUCUCGAGAUCGGAGCGUUUGCUGCUGGAGUUCCUGACGUGGCCAUGUCCGCCCUGGUGAAGGAGCAGAUUGAAGGAAUCGCGCCGCUCGCCAUCUCUCUCAUUACAGCCACAAAGUUUGCAGUGGUGUUUAAUCAGGCGCAGAUCAGCGUGUUCUCGUACGAGCAGGCCGUAGCAGUGACGGCGGCGCAGCGUUCAGCACUCAGCCCUGUCCAGCUGACCGCUCUGUCCAUGGUGCUCAACCCGCUCGAGGACAAACCCGUGGAUUUCAGAGGUAGGUCUUUCGGAGUCACAGCUGAAGUCUGUCCUUUCUGCCACGUCUGCAGUCUGCUGGUGUUCGUCCUGACACUCGUCUUCAACAUCUGUCCAUGAUUUAACAACAAAAAAAAUCUUUC